AGGCAGUCUGGAACUCAAGGUGCUAUUACAGGUGUAGGGCUGUCAAUUGGCUACCCUACUCAAUUUGAUGGAUCAGCUGCUGGACUUCUUGUUAUUUCAGCUGCUCCGGGAGGUCCUGCAAAUAGGGCUGGGAUUUUGACUGGGGAUGUUAUUGUAGCAAUUGAUGAUACAAGUACAGAAACCAUAGGCAUAUAUGAUGCAGCAGAACGGUUGCAGGGAACCAAAGGAACUUCAGUGGAAUUGACCAUUCGAAGUGGACUUGAAAUAAAGCACAUAGCUUUGACGCGGGAGAAAUUUUCACUAAAUCCAGUGAAAUCAAGACUAUGCAAAGUGCCUGGUUCAGGGAAAGAUUCUCCUAGGAUUGGUUAUAUCAAAUUAACAUCUUUCAACCAAAAUGCAUCUGGCGCUGUCAAGGAAGCAGUUGAUUCUUUAAAGAGUAGUAGUGUUAAUGCCUUUGUGUUGGACCUUCGAGAUAAUAGUGGUGGUCUUUUCCCAGAAGGAAUUGAGAUUGCCAAGAUUUGGUUGGACAAAGGCGUGAUUGUGUAUAUUUGUGACAGCCGCGGUGUUCGAGAUAUAUAUGACACGGAUGGAAGCAAUGCAAUAGCAGCUUCAGAACCCUUAGCUGUGCUGGUUAACAAAGGAACUGCCAUUGCAAGUGAAAUCUUAGCCGGUGCACUGAAAGACAAUAAAUGCACUGUGUUAUUUGGAGAACCCACAUAUGGGAAAGGCAAGAUUCAGUCAAUUUUUGAGCUAUCUGAUGGCUCUGACUUGGCUGUUACUGUUGCUCGUUAUGAGACACCUGCUCAUACAGAUAUUGAUAAGGUUGGUGUAAUUCCUGACCAUCCUUUACCCACUUCAUUUCCAAAGGACGAGGAGGGAUUUUGUAGCUUCCUCCAAGACCCUGCAUCUGCUUGCUAUGUGAACAGAGUCCAGCUAUUUGCGAGAUGACAAAAUAUUUGGAUAUUUCAUUGCACA
Molecule: messenger RNA, 975 nt
Organism: Alnus glutinosa
Lineage: Eukaryota; Viridiplantae; Streptophyta; Magnoliopsida; Fagales; Betulaceae
Product: carboxyl-terminal-processing peptidase 2, chloroplastic-like
Exons: 9
Biological process (GO): proteolysis
Molecular function (GO): endopeptidase activity; protein binding; serine-type peptidase activity
Source: RefSeq, a predicted model, not a curated record